This is a messenger RNA of Talaromyces stipitatus ATCC 10500, 1239 nucleotides long. RefSeq names its product 2,4-dienoyl-CoA reductase [NADPH], putative. The record is from RefSeq and is a predicted model, not a curated record. The transcript is spliced from 2 exons. Bases 1 to 1239 code for a protein of 412 amino acids. Gene Ontology annotation, molecular function: NADP binding; FMN binding; NADPH dehydrogenase activity. Lineage: Eukaryota; Fungi; Ascomycota; Eurotiomycetes; Eurotiales; Trichocomaceae. Gene Ontology annotation, cellular component: intracellular anatomical structure.
AUGACUCAGCCUGCUCUCCCGGACGUCGAAAGCAAGCCAGCGGAGGGCAUUUCCUACUUCACUCCUGCACAGAACCCCAUCCCCGGAUCUGCAGCCAAUCCUCAAUCCACCGGCAAACCACUUCCUAAACUUUUCCAACCUUUGACUGUCCGCGGAGUCACUUUCCAGAACCGCCUCGCAUUGUCUCCGAUGUGUCAGUACUCCGCACAAGACGGGCAUAUGACAGACUGGCAUAUGGCACACCUGGGUGGGUACGCACAGCGUGGACCAGGGUUUCUCAUGAUUGAAGGCACUGCUAUCCUGCCUGAGGGAAGGAUCACGCCUCAAGAUGUUGGCUUGUGGAAGGAUUCCCAAAUCGAGCCUAUGAGACGCAUCAUCGGUAUUCAGCUGUUCCACUCUGGUCCUAAAGGAAGCAACAACGCCCCUUGGUUACAGAGUAGUGUCAUUGCUACUGAAAAAGUUGGCGGCUGGCCUGAUAACGUCAAGAGUGCCAGUGACAUUCCUUUUGCUCCGAAUUAUUGCCAACCCAAGGCCAUGACCAAGCAGGACAUUGAAGAAUUCAAGUCCGCUUGGGUAGCUGCCGUGAAACGCGCCAUCAAGGCAGGAGUAGACUUUGUCGAAGUCCACACAGCUCACGGAUUUCUUUUAAACUCUUUUCUUACUCCGUACUACAACAACCGAACGGACGAAUACGGCGGCAGUUUUGAGAAUGGAAUCCGUCUCUCGCUCGAAAUUGCUCAGCUCACUCGCGAUACCGUUGGUCCUGAUGUUCCUGUCUUUCUUCGUGUCUCUGCUUCGGAUUGGGUUCAGGAGAGUUCCGAGAGCACGUGGACAAUCGACGACACUGUCAAGUUCGCCGAAGCUCUCGCCAAGCAGGGCGCUAUCGAUGUGAUUGAUGUCAGCUCCGGUGGUGCACACCCCGCCCAGAAGAUCAAUUCCUUCCCCGGUUUCCAGGUCCCCUUUGCUGUUGCUAUCAAGAAAGCCGUCGGUGACAAGCUUGCUGUUGCAGCGGUCGGUAUGCUCGAUACUGCCGAACUAGCUAACAAGGUUCUGGAGGAAGAUGGACUAGACUUUGCUCUUGUCGGCCGCGGUUAUCUGAAGAAUCCGAAUCUCGUUUGGAAGUUCGCCGAGGAACUGGGAGUGGAUUUUUCGAUUGCCCAUCAGAUUCGCUGGCCUUUUACAGGCCGUGGUGAGACUGCGUAUAUCAGGCCGUCCACCAAGAACGAUGCCAUUUUUUGA